This is a messenger RNA of Helicoverpa armigera (cotton bollworm), 2942 nucleotides long. RefSeq lists its product as uncharacterized. The coding region runs from base 510 to 881 and encodes 123 amino acids. Lineage: Eukaryota; Metazoa; Arthropoda; Insecta; Lepidoptera; Noctuidae. The transcript has 3 exons. The record is from RefSeq and is a predicted model, not a curated record.
UAGAUGGCUCUUUAAUCAAAAAUUAACUUCCAUAAAAUAUCACUAAAAUUAUUGAAAUCUAAAAAUUAUUUUAUAUAUUAGUAUUACGUAGGAAAUCUAUCAAUUAUUUUUAUUAAAUCUGUACACUAUUUUAUAUACAUAAAUUAUUUUUCUAUAAUUAUUUUUUUGGUUGGCAAUAAACCGUGCCAACUGCCAAUGCUGAAGUUAGAAUUUGAAUUUUAAUGGCGAGUACAGUACAUACAAUUUGUGUGUUAAGUUUUCGUCCAUUUAAGUGUUUUCUGCUGUUGACUUGCGUUGAUUUGAGUUUUACUCAUCCGCUGUGUUUUCGGUGAAUUAGUGAGUGAGUUGAGCUGUGCUCCUCUGUUUCAUUGUUUCACAUAACUUGCGAAAAGACGCCAUUAGUGUUUAGUAUUAUUUGCGAUAAAGACGCCUUUUUUGUGAUAUUUGUGAAAUAGACACUGUUAUUGUGUUAUUAGCGAUUAGAGACGCUUGUUUGAGUGCAUAUAAUCAUGCCGAGGCGGUGCGAAUUGGGAUGUUCACACAACCCGGGUGUGACACAACAUCAAUUUCCACACCCAGAAAAGAAUCCUGAGUUAUUCAAAGCCUGGGUUAAUAUAGUUGGUGGAAAACUGGAGACUGCAGAUGAUAUCAAAUUUUACAGAAAGCGAGUCAUCUGUGACAUACAUUUUGCAGACAAGUUUAAGAAUCGCAACAACCGUUUAAAUAACAUAGCUGUUCCUACUCUCCAUCUUCAGGGUGCUCCAUCACAAGAUGCUCAUAUGCCUCCUGCAACUCCACAUAUACCAACUGAACUUCCUAUGCCUGAACAUAAUAUAUGGAAUCUGCCUUCUACAUCAAAGCAAAUAGUCACUGGUACGUAAAUGCUUGGCUACCUACAUUCUCAAAUUAUGUUUAACUAGCUGCCAUAAUUAAAUACUGCAUUUUUUUUAUAAUAAUAAUCCCCCCCCCCAUGGGGCCACCUUGACGUGAUGGGGGAAGGCAUGAACGCUUAAAGAAGUCAGUAAGAACUAGACGACCCUGUGCCAAUUGGUAAACAUGAGGUACCAUCAGAAAAUAUAGUCAUAACACCUCGGCUAACCCUUUCCAACUAACGGUCCCAACUUCCCAACUAACCUUCCCUUUCCCUUUACCUUCUCUUCAGUGUCUGAUAAAAUAUAUAUCUUAUUACUUUAAAAUAUGUACUCUGCAGUCACCUUCUCUCUUUCACCUCUUAACUUUUCUUUUUCUUAAGUUUUAAAACAUUGCUCCUAAUAUAAUUUAAUGCGACUACGAAAUAGAGUAAUAAUACCCCAGGCGGGUACCGGAGCUAAUCUAAAAAAUAAGGAAUGGAGACAUGAUGUAAUGGAAGUAGGGAAAUCUAAAAUUAUCCCAUUAUUUGAUGUCCCUCAUUUAUUGAAAGGGGUAAGAAACAAUUUACUUACGAAGGACUUAAAAUAUUUCGACUUCGAAGAAAAGGUUGAAAAGACGAUAAAAUGGGAAUAUUACCAGAAAAUUUAUGAAGCGGACAAAUUACAUGGUGAAUUAAAAAUAUGUCAGAAACUAACUGAUGAACAUAUUUAUGUGGAGAAAAUAAAAAAAAUGAAGGUCAAACACGCAACCCAAAUUUUUAGCCGCAGUGUUGCUACAGCUGCAGAACAUUUAUCUGCUAGGGGCGAUUUAUCUAAUGAGUGCCGCCAAGUAAUUACAUUUACCAAAAUGAUGGACAAUUUAUUUGAUUCCUUAAAUUCAAGCUCAUUUAAUAUGAUACAUGGAAAAAUGUAUAAAUGUGGUGUUAGAAACAAUUCUCCUCAUCAUGAAUUAUGGGAAAAUGCCAAAAAGGUAUUAAAAUCAAUAAAAUUUAUUAAAGUUAAAAAAGAAAAGGAAAAUAAAAUAAGAUUAAUUGAAACGAGUUCGGUACCUUCAAUAAAAAAUUUUAUACGUACUAUUGAGGGCAUGCAACAGUUGUGGAAAAUAUUAUCCCAAAAUAUUUAUUUGAUACAAUGAUGACCAGAAACUUUAACCAGGACCCACUGGAAAAUUUUUUUGGGAACAUUAGAAGUUUUGGGGUGAGGAAUACGGCACCCAACACAAUUAGCUUUGAAGGUGCCUAUAAAUCACUUCUUUUAAAUAAUUAUAACUCACCCCAUUCACUUAACGCUAACUGUGAAAAUGAUGACAAUGAUUGUCUUCAGACAUUGAGUUUCUUUUUGGAAGACAAACUUUUAGAAAACACUUCUAAUGUUCCCAGUAAUGAGGUUCUACCAUUUCAGCAAGAAGAAAAUGACGAAAUUGAGGUGCCUUUUAUAAAUUUAAAUUCUGAGCCUGCUGAUGCUGGUCAGGCCAAUUAUGUAUGUGGGUGGGUGCUGGCUAAAUGUUUUAAAAAAGUUGCUAAAUCAUGCAGGCACUGCAAAACUGAACUAACUGGCGACAGUCAAUUAAAAUCAAAUAGUUAUAUAAGGGCAAAAGAAUAUACAAAAGGAAAACAUUGUCUGUUGUAUCCCAAUAUAGUGGCGGAAAAAGUUUUAAAGACAUACAAAAUAUUGUAGUAGAAAUUUUGAAAAAGAAUGUGCCAAAAACUAAAUUAAAAGAAAAGAUAAAAAUGUUUUUAGACAUAUUUGUGGAUUAUCCUUUCACCUGCGAUAUCCACAAGAUAGAAUUAAGAAAUGUUUUGAAAACAUUACAAUAAAUAUUUUGGUAUAUAGUUGGUGCCGCUCAAUUAAUCGAAUUUUAUCAGGUAAAAUCCAAUAUCGUGAUGAGGAUGAUGAAACUAAACUUUCAGCACAAAUUUAUUACAAUAAACAUAAACAUAAGUAAAUAUGAUUUUUAUUUAAUUCCAGGUCGCCUACUAAGUACUUUCUAAAUGUUCCUACAUAACGUUGUUCUGUUGAGUUGUAGUAAUCUGUGUUGUAUUUCCAUAUUUCAAUAAAUAACUAUUUUCUACA